UCUUGGGAGAAACACUCGCAUUGAUUAAAGAUGUUUUCUUUAUUCUUGUUCUGUCGGUUAAUCUUCCUUGUUUUGUUAUCUAAACCGUUUUUUUUGGAAGGAGCUCGCAUUCUCUCUUUAUUUCCCGUUCCAAGUCCUUCACAUUUUCAUUAUGUCUUACCGUAUUUAAAAAACUUGGCUUCAUUGGGUCAUGAAAUUACCUCUGUUAGUCCGUACCAUUUGAAAGCACCUGUGAGUAAUAUACGAGAAAUUCUUCUUCCAGAAGUGUUUGAUAGUUUUGAAGAUUUCAUUAAAGCAAUGACAACGCCGAAAAGUAAGUGGGAGUAUUAUGAGGUCACAAACGAAUUCGUGUACAACAUCACAAAAGUUGUACUGAACAAUGAAGAAAUCCAACUGAAGAUUCUCAAGAAAGAAAAUGUCCAAUUUGAUCUCAUUAUUGUGGACCUGUGGAAGUAUGAUGCUCUUUAUGGCUUCGCGGCAUAUUUUAAUGCACCAUUAAUUGGAGUAGCUCCUUGUGGAACUGAUUGGAAGGUUGACGAAUUAGUGGGUAAUGUAUCCCCGAUUUCGUACCUCCAAUCUCCUUCUUCCUAUUUCUAUGACUUGGAAACUUAUGGUGGUCGCUUGGCAUAUUUUAUGGAUCAAUCUUUAUCCUGGAUUAACUGGCACUGGCGCUUUGCGAAAAAGCACGAAGCUCUGUACAAAAAGUACUUUCCAAAAAUAGUUGAUAAGCAGCCACUGUCUAAGAUUGUUCGAAACUUUUCCUUGGUUUUGGUUAAUCAACAUUUUACUUUAGGACCUCCACGCCCAUAUGUUCCAAAUGUAAUCGAAGUUGGGGGCAUGCACAUUAAUCAGGCAACAAAAGCGUUACCCAAGGAGUUAGAGGACUUUAUCCAAGGAGCUGGUGAACAUGGAGUCAUUUACUUUUCCCUGGGAACUAAUGUUAAGACCGAAAGUCUGUCAGAGGAUCGCAAGAAAAUAUUGAUUGAAACAUUUGAAAGCCUGCCACAGCGAGUCCUGUGGAAAUUCGAAGAUGAUGAGUUGCCAGGUAAACCCUCAAAUGUUUUAAUAAGCAAUUGGUUUCCGCAGCAGGAUAUUCUUUCUCAUCCAAAAGUAAGGUUGUUUAUAACCCACGGAGGAAUGCAGAGCACUAUCGAAAGUAUUUACUUUGGUAAACCCAUGUUGGGGCUGCCCUUCUUCUACGAUCAGUUUGGUAACAUGGAACACAUCAAAAGAAAGGGUCUUGGUUUGGUUCUCAACUUUAAGGAUAUGACAAAGGAUCAGUUUCGGGACUCAAUUCACCGGUUGCUAACAGAAAAAAGUUUUGAGGAACUCGCUCGAAAAACGUCGUCUCAAUAUCAUGAUCAACCCAUGAAACCUCGGGAAACGGCAAUCUGGUGGACACAUUAUGUCCUUCGACACAAAGGAGCACCCAACAUGCAAGUGGCUGGAAGGAAAUUGAACUUCUUCAUCUAUCAUAGUCUAGAUGUCCUUUGCACUCUUCUGCUUGCAUUUGUUGUGAUUCUGGCAGUUGUAGUUAUAUUUGUGAUUAAUGUUCUUGAGAUGAUUUUAGGAAGACAAAUUGAGAAAAAUCCAAUAAAGCUAAAAACUUACUAGGUACUGGAUAAAUUUAUA
Messenger RNA from Drosophila ficusphila, 1632 nucleotides. RefSeq names its product UDP-glycosyltransferase UGT5-like. Lineage: Eukaryota; Metazoa; Arthropoda; Insecta; Diptera; Drosophilidae. The record is from RefSeq and is a predicted model, not a curated record. Bases 31 to 1614 code for a protein of 527 amino acids. The transcript is spliced from 2 exons. Gene Ontology annotation, molecular function: UDP-glycosyltransferase activity.